Messenger RNA from Histoplasma capsulatum G186AR, 1979 nucleotides. Its product is annotated as sphingosine N-acyltransferase lag1. Gene Ontology annotation, biological process: ceramide biosynthetic process. The record is from RefSeq and is a predicted model, not a curated record. Bases 573 to 1979 code for a protein of 468 amino acids. Gene Ontology annotation, cellular component: membrane. The transcript is spliced from 5 exons. NCBI's taxonomy places the organism in Eukaryota, Fungi, Ascomycota, Eurotiomycetes, Onygenales, Ajellomycetaceae. Gene Ontology annotation, molecular function: sphingosine N-acyltransferase activity.
ACUUCUCUCUUUUUGCGUCUGUUCUCUCUCAUCGUGCGAGAACCAAGCCCACAGAAUAACCAACUCAUAUAUCAUAUAUAACUAACUGUAAAAUACAACUUGCUGUGGAUCAAUUGCUUUUUCAAUUCGGCUACCCCCAUCUGUUUAUGUUGAGUUUGCUGCUGAAACUCUGAAACCUGGACCCUCACUUGCGCUGUCUUGUGCUUCUGCUGUUAUAAAUAGCUCUCCCCUGUCCCAGAUAGCUUUUCCGGGUUCCACAUCGGGGAAACGACAUCCCACAACCGAAACGAGACAAAAAAUACACCACGACCACAUUUCUCCAACGUCGCGAGCUGCGGCAUUCCACAUGCCUCCUCCCUAUUUCUAUACCUUAUAGGCGACCUCGAUAGCUCCAGAUCACCGCGUCAGUGAUCAAUUGGCGCCGUAUCUCCAAUUCGGUCGUUUCCCUUUCCCGACCCAAAACCAACACAAAACAGAAGCUAUACCGAAGCUGCUCGCGCGUCAUAUCUCCCGUUUGAACAGUUAGCUCCCUGUAGCUUGGCGGUUAACGCCAGGGCUGCUCUUUCUUUACAAUGGCGAGAGCUUACUCCAGCCAGCCCAAUUCAGUCUCUGAAGUCAAUGCCUGUGUUUCUACCAUUGAAGGCCGGCGGAUGACGAAGGUGAAGCCAACGCCGGAGACCAAUUUUCGACAAUGGGUGCUGCAGAACCAGAUAGGUAUCUGCGUCACUAUCCUCACAAUGAUAUUCGCCCUUCACAACCUCUACCCGUCGCUGAGGCCGUACACCUCCCCCUUCCUGCAAUUGCCGCACUACCAGCCUGAGAAGGGUACAUAUGUCCAGGGCUGGGAUGAUAUCUAUUUUGUUAUGGGGGGCGUUCUCGCUUUCACCGCCGUCCGAGCGAUUGCCAUCGAAUGGAUCUUCCAGCCCCUUGCCCGCAGAUACGGCUUGAAACACAAAGCCUCUGUCCGGCUGGCGGAGCAAGGCUGGAUUCUCGUUUAUUAUUUUGGCUUCUGGGCUUACGGAGUGUUCCUUUGGUACAAUUCUAAGUACUGGUAUAAUUUCCGCGAGAUAUGGACCGAUUGGCCCUCCAGAGAUAUCUCCGGUAUCUUCAAAUGGUACUGUCUGACGCAGCUGGCGUUCUGGUUCCAACAGAUCCUUGUUAUCAACAUUGAGGAGAGACGCAAAGAUUAUUGUCAGAUGCUGGUCCAUCACAUAGUCACAAGCACCCUUUUAGGGUCUGCUUACGUCUAUGGCUUUUAUAAUGUCGCCAACGUCGUCCUCUGCAUUAUGGACAUUGUCGAUUUUCUGCUGCCGGCCGCAAAAAUCCUCAAAUACCUCGGGUACGAACGUGCCUGCACGGCGGGCUUCAUAGUCUUCCUUGUCACUUGGGUAAUCUCCCGCCAUAUCGUCUACAAUCUCCUCUGGUGGUCUAUCUAUAUCAACGUCCCAGACGUUAUGCCCUACGGUUGCUACUCUGCAACUACAGCCGAGAUGAUUUCACCCGCUGCAAACGCCACCCUAGACGGCGCCGCAUCCAUUGACCUAAACAACUGGAGCCACCUCCUCCAGCCAUUCCGAGAUCUGGGCGGUCGCAUUUGCAUGAGUCCACGCGUCAAAUGGGUUUUCCUCUCUUUCCUGUUAUUCCUGCAGAUCCUCGCGAUUUUAUGGUUCACGAUGAUUCUACGUGUAGCUGUCAAGGUGCUGAAGAGUGGGUCGGCAGAGGAUUCGCGGAGUGAUGAUGAGGAAGAAGAUGAGGAAGAGGUGGAUUCGCAAAAUUUAAGGACGGAAGGGAAUGCUGGUGUUAGGGAUGGUGGUCGUGGGAAUGGCACGGCGAUCGUGUCUGGGAGUUCUGUCUCAUCCUCCGCGGGGCAAGGUCAUCAUCCCGUGCGAAUCAGGACCGGACGAGGUCGAGUUACCUUGAGUGAUCAGAAUGAUCGGAAAGCGCUGUUGGGACGGAUUGGGUGUGAUAAACCCACGUGA